AUGCUGUCUGUGAGAAAAAAAAAAUCCGUCGACGAUGACAACGACAAUGACGACGAGAGAUUUUUCGCACUGACGACGGCGGGGUCGGUGGGCGGAGAAACUAAAAGCGCUGAUGAGGUGAUAGGAGGAGGUUUCCCUUCGGAAAAAAACAGGAAAAAAAAACAGAAAAAAAGAUGGCGAAUAAAAGUAAUACAGUAUAGAACAGCAAUGCAAGUUUUCACAGGACCGCCUACUUUACAGUUGUUUUCAUUCCGUCGCCUUUAA
This is a messenger RNA of Pediculus humanus corporis (human body louse), 264 nucleotides long. RefSeq lists its product as uncharacterized. The record is from RefSeq and is a predicted model, not a curated record. The transcript has 5 exons. Lineage: Eukaryota; Metazoa; Arthropoda; Insecta; Psocodea; Pediculidae. Bases 1 to 264 code for a protein of 87 amino acids.